GUUUAUUUACAAAAUCAGUUAAUGUUAAGCAUUUCCACAAUGUCAUCUCGAUUAUUGAAAAGCUCAGAGCAGUCUUUCGAAAAUUGGGCUACCGUUAGUCCCCUUAGCAUUCUGUCGUGAUAUCAUUGUAUCUGAUCAAACAGAAGCGAUUGUUUCGUUUUUCUCCUUGACUGACGAUGUUGGAGUGUGCAGCACCUGGAGUUGAGGAUGCUAACGUAUGGGGUCUUAUAAGUUUAAAGAAAGGUGAUAAAAAAGCCCAAAGGAAAAUUCUGAAUGAGUUCCACAGACACAACAAGGUGUUGAAUGAAACUGAUGAGAUUCAGGAUGCAAGACAAGCCAGAAGGAUAGCUUUCAGAGGAAUUAAACGUCAGCUUAAUCUCUGGAAAGGCCCAGUACAUAAAAAUCGUCUUGCAGAACAAAUCGUUUUUCCAAUAAAUGACAGAGAAAUCGUUAUGUCAGCCUCCCAAGAGGCUGCAAAAAUGAAAGAGCAAGUUUAUGUCAAGGAUACCAUAAAAGAUUCGACAAAUUUACAGGGGAAAUUAUAUAAUGCACUGUAUAGAGAUAUGGACACAAGUACACCUCAGGAAGAAAUUCCAGAAAAGGCAGCGAAGAUGGUUUCCAAGAUGCUACUGGAAAAAAUUGCUAUGCGUGACAGAGAACGUUUCUUACUUGCUCGAGCUGCUGCUCGUAACAAGCGUCAAAAUAAAAUUAAAAGCAAACGAUUUCAUCGCCAUUUGAAGGCACGUACUAUGAAGGAAUAUGAAAAAGAAACGGAGUCAUUGCGGGUCAAUAAUCCUCGGAAAUUUGCUGAACGUCUUCUCAGUGCCGAAUUAAGUAGAGUCAGAGAAAGAGCCAGUCUGAAACAUAGAGGUGGUAGCAAGUUUGCAAAAUUACAGAAGUUGAGAGCAAAGUAUGACUCUGAGGCUAGAGCAGCUGUAGCAGACAUGCACGAGUUAUCUAGGGAGACCACAAGAAGGACUGAUCCCGACCUUCUAUCUGAUACUGACGAAUCUGAUGUAUCUUUAUCAUCUGAAUCUGAGGGGGAAUCAGAAGGGUCUGAUUUUAAUUUAGACGAUGAUGCCGACGAGGAAGUUAAUGGAGUUACUCAAACCCUCGGCUGGUGGAAAAAGGGCUCAACCAAGAACAAAUCGAAGACCGAACAUCAAACAACUGUUGGAGCUGUGCUUUCCACUCAGGCAGCUGAAGAAGUACUAGAAAAAUAUGAAGUCAAUCAGAUGAUUUUAAGUGAACCAGUAGUGUGCAAUACUAGUGUGGCUGCAGAACCAGAUGUAGUUGAUCCCAAUUCAGAGGGGUUUUUCCAUGCACUUCAAGAAAGCUUUGCGAAUGAUCCUGCAUUACAACAGAAGUUUUCCGCAGAGAAAUCUGAAACUGUAAAAGAUGAGGCCCCUCAAGAUAUUGAUACAUUUCUGCCUGGAUGGAAUUCCUGGACAGGUCCAGGAACUGAAAAGGCUGAUGAAAGAAAGCGGAGAUCCAGAAUUAUACCUGCUCCUAGAGUAAAACGUGAAGAUGACAAAAAACCUCACGUAAUCAUCAAACGGCGUGUAAACCAAGAUUUCAAGCAACACUUGGUAAAAACUAUUCCGUUCCCAUACAACACACCAGAACAAUUUGAAGCUUUUAUCUCUCAGCCUAUUUGUAGAGAAUGGACAACAGAACUUACACAUCGUGAGCUAACAAGGCCCAAAGUUACAGUUCAGUCAGGUCGUAUUAUCAGACCAAUAUCAAAGUCUGCAGCUUUACUACGUGAUAAAGAUAUAGAGCAUUUUGUUAAACAAAACAAAAACUCUUAGUAUCAUGUACAUUACUUAUCUUUUUAUGAGUUAUCAAUAUCUACAUUGUAAUAUGAAAUAUAACAUUCGUAGAUUGUUCAGUAUUAUUUAAGGUAAUUUAAUUACAGUAAAUGUUCUAUAAGAA
This is a messenger RNA of Schistosoma mattheei, 1935 nucleotides long. The record is from the annotation of a GenBank genome assembly. Lineage: Eukaryota; Metazoa; Platyhelminthes; Trematoda; Strigeidida; Schistosomatidae.